Messenger RNA from Aspergillus wentii DTO 134E9, 1809 nucleotides. Its product is annotated as CTD-interacting domain-containing protein. The transcript has 5 exons. Gene Ontology annotation, biological process: mRNA 3'-end processing. The record is from RefSeq and is a predicted model, not a curated record. Gene Ontology annotation, molecular function: RNA polymerase II C-terminal domain binding. Bases 252 to 1484 code for a protein of 410 amino acids. NCBI's taxonomy places the organism in Eukaryota, Fungi, Ascomycota, Eurotiomycetes, Eurotiales, Aspergillaceae. Gene Ontology annotation, cellular component: RNA polymerase II, holoenzyme.
ACACUAUCAACGCAUCGAGCCUUGGGUGGAACUCGACUACCUGAUCGGGCCCUUGAGACUCUCAUAUAGAAUCCUAAGAUCUUUUAUUUCCUAGCGAAUUGCGAUCACUUGUUAUUUCUCAAACCGUCAAGUAUCGUUCAGAGUGACUGAGCUCCAGCGAGAUUACUCAGUUCAUCAAGCUCUCACCUCUCAUUCUUUUCCUAUAAAGUCGGAACUAUCUUGAGUUUAUUUCUUUUAAAUAAAUAGCCACCAUGGCGUAUACAGAUGAUGCUGUCAAGGCAAAGCUUUCAGCUCUCAAUGAGACGCAAGAGGGUAUUGUCACUGUCGCGCAAUGGGUCAUGUUCCACAGGCGACACGCAGAACGAACUGGUCAGCUGUGGUUACAAAAGCUUCGAGACUCCCCGGCUCCGAAACGACUCAAUCUGAUAUAUCUGGCAAAUGAGGUCGCGCAGCAAUCUAAAGCUCGUCGGAAAGAGGACUUCCUCAUCGCAUUUUCACCGAUCAUUGCCGAGGCCACAGCAACCGCGUACAAAGGCGCCUCAAACGACAUUCAGCAGAAGAUUCGCCGAGUGGUUGAAGUCUGGAGACAGCGUGCGAUAUUUGAGAAUCCAAUCCAGGACGCUGUGGAAGCCCGCAUCGAGGAAAUCGACAAGUCGCGUUCGACUGGUAAAAAGCCACCACUGGGUGGCUCCCUAUUCUCGAAUUCGUCCAGUUCGACGCCUUCAGAACUUCAACCUUUGGUCCCCUUGCAGGUGGCACUCUCGAAAGCUGCUAUGACUUCCGGCGCAUCAUCUACUGCAGCCAAUGCCGAAUAUGAUAAGAUGCAUGACCCCAACACCCCACAACCUACACCCCCAGUUCAUGCGGCGCGACUCAGUCAGCUAUUGAAGGCACUUGCAAAUGCUGAAAGCUCCGUUUCGGAGGUUGUCAAAUCACGGCUUGCAUUGAUUGAUGGUCUUGAGAAACUUCUCGAAACCAAUCGCUCGGCACUUUCGAAGGAGCAGUCUUUAACUGCGCAAUUGUCGGAGAGAAAGACUGGGGUUGAAUCAAAGAAGCGCGAGGUUGAAGACGGAAUCAUGAGAGGUCUCACUGUUGAGAAUUUGCCAACUGCGCACAUCGGUGAAUUUGGGGCACAGGCAGAGCCUGUUGCUCGCCCAGAAGUUGAAGCUCUCACCCCUCCCCCUGUGGAAGCUAUCACACCUGUUGGUUCCCCUAAACAUGAGCCGCAGAGUGUGUCAGAGCCCCAGGCCACAGCAGGAUUCGCAUUGCCAGGCAUUGGCCAGCCCAAUGUACCUCUCCCUGGUACAGAUCUAUCCGCGUUUUCUGCUACCCUUAAUGAGCUCCAACAUGGCAGCCCCAAUGGACUGAACGCCAAGAAGCGUAAGGUUGACCACGGCGAAGAAGACUACACCAAAUUCGCCGGUGGCGAUCUGGAUGCCGAUGUCGCCGAGCUCCUGGGACAAGAGGGUAAUCCCCAGAACUAAAUGCAUUUGAUUUUGUCUUGGGAAGCCCCCAGACUUGCAUUGUAACUGAUGGUAAACCAGUCGCAUCAUAUUUUGUUUUGUUUGAUUUUAUACCAUUUUUCAACUUUGUUUUUUAUAUGCUCUUCUGUAUCACCUAGCUCCAACUUCCUCCUUGAAAGUUGAUAUUUACUGGAAUAACCAAGCUGUUGUGUCCACUUGCCCAUUAAUUAGUAUAGUCAUAGGCGUGAAGUUUGAUCCUGCUUCACUUGGUGUAUGUAGCCCGCUAGUGAUGAAUUACUAGCAUCCAUAUUAGUAUUGAAUGGGAAUACAGUAACCAAAAGUCCCG